Messenger RNA from Penicillium bovifimosum, 498 nucleotides. RefSeq lists its product as uncharacterized. Bases 1 to 498 code for a protein of 165 amino acids. The transcript has a single exon. The record is from RefSeq and is a predicted model, not a curated record. NCBI's taxonomy places the organism in Eukaryota, Fungi, Ascomycota, Eurotiomycetes, Eurotiales, Aspergillaceae.
AUGGCCUCCGGACUCAUCUUAGACCCCCGUACACUCCUACGUACAGCCCCACUUAUCACCUCAACCUGCACGCUCUGGUACUCGCUCGACCAGGACUUUUUCCUGAACACCUUCCUCCACCCCGAACACCGCACCCGCAGCAAUGAAAUUCUGCCAUCUUAUUUCGGCGUCUUCUUCGGCCCAGGUGUCGUGCGCGUGCUGGGCCUUCUUGCGCUGACCCUGACGGGAGGCGGAUACAAUAUCUUGACACAGCGAAAGUCUGGUCUGGGUAGCUCGGCCUCACUGUCUUGGUAUACAGCUGGCACGCUGUUGGCAGCCAGUCACCUUCUCUUUGUGCCGGCUGUUGCGCCCAAGAUCCAGGCUGUAGUGGAGGACACGUCGCAGGGCUUAUCGACCAAGGACCUCGAGGGCUGGCUGACAAUUCAUCGUUUGCGCACGUGGACAGUUGAUCUGGCUUCGUGGGCCUGUUUUGCGGUUGCAAUCUCAAUUGUUGAAUGA